Molecule: messenger RNA, 2575 nt
Organism: Etheostoma spectabile (orangethroat darter)
Lineage: Eukaryota; Metazoa; Chordata; Actinopteri; Perciformes; Percidae
Product: mitogen-activated protein kinase kinase kinase 20
Exons: 12
Coding region: 83-2083 (666 amino acids)
Biological process (GO): protein phosphorylation
Cellular component (GO): cytoplasm
Molecular function (GO): MAP kinase kinase kinase activity; ATP binding
Source: RefSeq, a predicted model, not a curated record
CUUGCGUGUGUGUGUGUGUGUGUGUGUGUGUGUGUAUGCGUGUGUACAUGUGUGUGUUUGUGCGCGCGUGAGUCAGUAUGCCAUGUCGUCCCCGGGCUCGUCGUUUGUGCAGAUAAAGCAUGAGGACCUGCUCUUCUACGAGAACUGUGGAGGAGGCAGCUUUGGGAGCGUCUACAGAGCCCUGUGGAUUUCCCAGGACAAGGAAGUGGCUGUGAAGAAACUUCUCAAGAUUGACAAAGAGGCUGAGAUUCUCAGCGUGCUGAGUCAUAAGAACAUCAUUCAGUUUUAUGGAGCCGUGCUGGAAUCUCCCAACUAUGGCAUUGUCACAGAGUAUGCCAGUGCAGGGUCUCUGUAUGAGUACCUUUCCAGUGAGCAGAGUGAGGAAAUGGACAUGGAGCAGGUCAUGACGUGGGCCAUACAGAUCGCCAAAGGGUUGCAUUACCUCCACGCAGAAGCUCCAGUCAAAGUCAUUCACAGAGACCUCAAGUCACGCAACGUGGUGAUGACGGCAGACAAAGUGCUGAAGAUUUGUGACUUUGGGGCGUCUAAGUUCCUGUCCCAUACCACCCAUAUGACGGUGGUGGGCACUUUCCCCUGGAUGGCCCCUGAAGUCAUCCAGAGCCUGCCUGUCUCAGAGACCUGUGACACUUACUCCUAUGGCGUGGUGCUGUGGGAGAUGCUGACUCGGGAGGUUCCUUUCAAAGGUUUCGAAGGGCUGCAGGUUGCAUGGCUGGUGGUGGAAAAACAAGAGAGGCUGACUGUCCCCACCAGCUGUCCAGCAAGUUUUGCAGAGCUGAUGAGGAAAUGUUGGCAAGCAGACCCAAAGGAGCGUCCACAGUUCAAACAGGUGCUGGUAACCCUGGAGACCAUGGCCAAUGACAGCAGGCUACCGGACCAGUGCAACUCCUUCCUUCAUAACAAGGACCAGUGGAGGUGUGAAAUCGAGGCGACCCUGGAGCGCCUUCGGAAGUUGGAGAGGGAGCUUUACUCCAAAGAGAAGGAGCUGGAGGAGAGGGAGAGGAGGCUCCGACUGUGGGAGGAGAGGCUGAUGGAGAGGUCCAACAUGUCUCCCAGUCCCACCUCCCUACUCAUGGAGCGCUCAAACAUCACACCAUUCUUCACACCUAUGUCCAUCGGGUCCUCCGGCUCUUUCUUCCGCUCGCACUCUCAGGACUCCAACAGUGCCGGGGUCAGCAGUGCUGGCGUCAGCUGCCUCCUCCGCACCCUCAGCAACGGAGACACGGAGCGGGGGAGCAGUGCCGUGCUGGAGAGGGGGGUGGGCUCGCUCGACAGCGGGAGACUGCAUGCCGUGAUCCGAGGGUUGCAGGGCAGGUUCGGAGACGAGAACGGGGAAGAGGAAGGAACACUGGAGGAGAAAGGCUGGGGGGAGAGAGAUGAGAGUGGCAGCAUGGAAGGAGGAGGAGGAGGACGGGUGCAGGUGACACUCAGGAGCUUCCCAGGCGGCAGAGUGCAGAGGGAGGAGAGGAUGUGGGAGGAGGGGGACAGGGAGAGGGGAGGGAUGCAGAGGAGCAGGGUGACCACCAUAGUCCGAGGGUAUUCGGGGGGGUUUGGAGAGUCAGAAGGGGAGAGGGAGAAGGAGGGAGGAUGGGAGAUAGAGAAGUUGGGGGACAGACUAGAUGAGGGAGGGAUGGAGGGAGGUAUAGAAGGGGGGAGGCUCCCGGCCAUGUUCAAGGGUCUCCACGGGAGUUUGGGGGGCUUGGGGGACAUGCUGUCCUUAGACAUGGAUGAAAUGGGGGACAUGGAGAGACUAGGUGACAUGGACAUGAACAUGAACAUGGGGGACCUGGGAGUGAUGAAGGUGAGGAGUGAGCUGGGGGUCAGGGGUCACAGGAGUGACAUGGGAGUCGUGGUCCAGGGGGUCCGAGGCGACUGCAGCGAGGCCAUCAGCCAAAAGAUUAGAGGGGAGGUAGGGGUCAUCGGUCACUCGGGGGUGCAGGUGAGCAUGCGUGCCUCGUCCAAUCAGAACUCUGUGAAGAGCUGCAGCGUGCGGCACGGAACCAAGAUCAACAUGGCUACCGCAGCCAUGGACAUGAUGGAGCUCGACUGGUCUGACAGCGACUAGAAGAUGAACACACACACACACACACACACACACACACACGUAGAAAUACACACAGAGGCCAAACUAGAACGAUUUUGACUUGUUAGCACACACAGUACCUGAGCUACUGUGUGUGAAUUAGAAUCUCCAGUUGAAAAAGAGCUGGAAUACACACAUUUCUCUUGUUAAAUCUUUUUAUUUUUUAUUAAAUGGAUGAAUACUAUACCCAUGUGUACUGUAAAGUAGGAAGGAGCAAAAAGACAACCAUUGUCAGAAUAACUUCACCUGUGAAAUUGAAUGUGCUAUUAAAACUGCUGGAUAACAAAAUAGCACACUUGAAUGUCGCUCUAAUGAGGCAGCACUGUUCUUCUUCUCCUGCUUGUAGAGUAUCUAGUAGUUAAUCGAGUUGAUUUGUUCAAAACAAGCUUUGACUUCAUCACUUCUAACUGUGAUUUAGUGUGUGAAUUUUUUUUGGCAUUUCUUUCUGUAUAUGUUAUCAUUUUACAAUAAAAA